AUGACGAGUCUCAUUUGGAAGGGAUAUCAUGCAACGCUCGAAUCGCACCAUCUACGCGACCUCGCGAAUGGCCUCAAGUCUGCAGACCUUGCCUCAUCGUUCCGCCAAUCCACGCCUUCAACUAUUCCGCUCCUCGUGCGGCUGCUCAGACACUUCAAAGAAGAGAUUCUGCUGCAAGGGCUUUGGGCAGCAAUCGCGAGCGUCACAGUCUACGUCCCGGUGCAUCUGCUUUACGGCAUCCUCAGAUACUUGGAGGUUCCAGAUGCGACACCUUCGAGCAGAGCAUGGCUUCUCGUGGCUGGUCUGCUCGUCUCGGGCCUUGUGUCUAGCCUCGCUCACGCUCAGUGCGAGUGGACUGGUCAGAAAACCGCUGCAAAGCUCAAGUCCACUCUGAUCGGCGAGCUUUACGCCAAAACAUUGCGUUCGACGCAGCAAAUCAAGAGCGGCAGCACCGUCGUUGACCUCGUUUCUGUCGACGCAAUUGUCAUCAGCGAAGCCAGCGCCCACCUGCAUCUCUUUUGGGCGAGCGUUCCCGGCCAGCUCCUCGUGGCAAGCUGGACGCUGUAUAGUAUCAUGGGCGCAAGCGGCGUUGUCGGCGUAUGCUCCUUGGUUGCGCUACUUCCCCUGCGCUUUUACAUGUCGAAACGCCGAACUGUGGCCCUGCACCAGGCAUCGGGGGCUGCGGACAGUCGAGGAAAGAUGACCACAGAGCUCCUCGCUGGUGUUGAACUCAUCAAGUACUAUGAGUGGGAAUCCUGCUUUCAUGGGCGGGUGUCGAGAUCUCGGCGAGCCGAACUCGCGAAGUUGAGGUCAGGGUUCGCGUGGUGGUCUGCACACACGACAGCCUGCUGCUCCGCGCCAAUCAUCGCAGCGCUGGUGACCUUUUUCUUCUAUACCGUCGUUGCUGGACUCCCGCUUCAGAACUCUGGUGCCUUUCCGGCCCUCGCGGCGUUUGCCUUUCUGCGCGUGCCUCUCGAGCGAGCGUCGGACAUGGUCUUGGUCACACUACAAGCAAACGCGUCCUUGGGGAAGAUUGAUAGGUUCCUAGGCCAAGGCCAGCGAGACACAAACGUUGCAAUUUCUCACACUCGAGACGCCGGCUACACCGAAAAUGACCCUCUGGUGGGCUUGGAGCCUCCACCACUCUUCCGGCUCAGCAAUCUUCAAAUUGCAUUUCGCCCCGGGGGGCUGAACGUCGUUUGCGGACCACGAGGCUCGGGCAAGUCGUCUCUUCUGCUGGCCUUGCUAGGAGAGAUGGAUUUGGUCAGCGGGCGUGUUCACUCGCCCGCGGAAACCAGCAUUGCAUACUGUCCGUCAAAUCCCUGGAUUCAGAACAAGACAAUACGAGAACAAGUCACGUUUGGCCUCCCGUUCGACUACCUGCGGUACAAGACGGCGCUUGAGGCCGUUGCCUUACUGUCAGAGCUGCCCACGCUCCUCCGGGGAGACCUGACACUGGCGGGAGAGAAGGGCUCUCGUCUUUCCGAUAGCCAAAGGCGGCGAGUCGCAAUAGCCAGGGCUCUGUACAGCCGGGCCCAGUGCGUCCUGCUCGACGACUGCCUUACUGGGCUUGAAGCGGCCACUGCGAGACACGUACUGGUCCACGCCAUCAAGGGACCGCUCAUGCGAGGUCGGACUUGCGUCCUCGCAGCUCAACAAUUCCGGAUGCUCAUGCCGUAUUGCGACUACGCAGUCUGUUUGGCCGAUGGAAAGGUCAGGUAUCAAGGUAGUCCUGCGAGACUAGUCGCUGCUCGCGUCCUCCCGUCGGAUGUCCUGAUCGACGCCACGGGCUUGAAUACCGACACUGGGAACGAAACCAGGGGAGCGACACAAUCUCGGAAAUUUGGAAACAGAAGUUCUGAUCAAUUCGUGUUCAAGAAUUUUUCAAGGGCUCCGACAAGGAGAGAAAAGGAGUCGGAGGCCAACCAAGACCGAGAGGACGAGUCAACUGUGGCAUUCAGCUGGCCCGCCAUCAAGCUCUACCUCUGUUCCAUGGGACGCGGCCCCUACUGGCUGCUGACCCUGUGCGCCUUCGUGGCUCAGCCGCUGAUGCGCCUUGGGCUGAACCUGUGGAUUGCGCAGUGGGCUCGGCAGACCAACGAGUCUGUUGGUCCGAGUCGGGGAAAGGGGACAUACUACGUCGGCAUCUACGGUAGCAUGACCAUUGUGAUUGCUCUCAUGUCACUCAUGCGCGACGCGAUAGCGUUUCACGGCGCGCACAAGGCCUCGGAGAGGAUUCACGACCGCCUCUUGUCGGCGAUACUUGGCGCCAAGUUCAGCUUCUUGGACCGAACUCCGGUCGGGCACAUUGCCUCCCUUUUUUCCAAUGAUGCCCAAGUCGUCGACCGAGAUCUGGCACUGUCCUGCGUCGGCGCCCUCCAGCUGGUUGCCAAUAUGGUUGUGGUCACGACCUUUAUAUCGUUCGUGCUACCAGUCUUCCCACUGGUGGCUGCCCCCAUUGGCUUGGCCUACUCUGCUGUCGGCGCCUUUUACAUACGCCUAACCCGCCGUCUUAAUCGGAUCGCGGCCACUAAGCGAUCGUCUGUGUGCCAACACAUCCAGGAGACGCUGGCCGGAAGCGUCACUGUUCGUGCAUAUGGCCAGGUUUCGACGUUUGCUAUUCAAGGCCACGACCUAACAGAUCAAGAGAGCCGACCGACUGUUCAUCACGCCGCUGCCCGAGAGUGGCUGGUGUGCCGCGUGGCCUGCCUCAGUGCCGUGACGUCGUCCAUGGCAGCGGCUUUGAUCCUCUGGGGCAGAGAAGGCUAUGGCGUCAGCGCAGGCGCGGCCGGUCUUGUCCUGACCUUUUCCAUGACCUACACCGACAACGUUCUUGGAUUUAUCCGUUUCUGCUCGCAGAGUCAGCGGGGCCUUGGCUCCCUAGAACGCAUCAGGGAGUGCACAAACGCCGAGCGAGAGCCUGUGGAGUCGAUCAAGGAGCUUCGGGUGCCGACAUACACUUGGCCGCAGCGGGGAAGCAUUCGCUUCCGCAACUAUUCGACCCGCUACGGGUCAACGCAGGGGCUCGUCUUGAGAAAUCUCGACGUGAGGAUAGGAGGGGGUCAGCGCGUCGCCAUCGUCGGCCAUAAGGGGGCCGGCAAGAGCACCAUGGCCAUGGCCAUGAUCCACCGACUCGAGGCAGCAGGGGGCUUGGUCGAGCUUGACGGUGUCGACAUUGCGUCCCUCAAGCUCAGUCAGCUACGCCAGCUGUUGACGGUUGUCCCCAAGGAUCCAUGCCCCGCGCUGUUCAGCGGCAGCGUGCGCGAGUGUCUCGAUCCUCAGCUGCGUCACACCGACGAGCGCAUAUACGAAGUAAUGCAGAGUCUCCGGCUGUCUCGCAUCAUCCCUGUCGGCUUAGACGAGGUCGUACCAGCCCUGACGCCAAGCCAGCGUCAGCUUUUGUGCAUCGCUCGUGCCAUUUUGCGCGAGUCCAUCGUCAUCGUGCUUGACCAAGCAACCGAUGGCGUGGAUGCGGAAGCCGAAGACUUUGUGCAGGCGGCCCUGCGAGAAAUCAACGUCGCGGGCACGACCGUCGUAACCAUUGCGCACCGGCUCGUAUCCAUUGCCGACUACGACAGCGUCGUCGCCCUGUCCGCCGGGACCGUGGCCGAGGAAGGCCCACCGGAGCGUCUCCUGGACAAAGACGAAACGCGGGAUCCCAGCGCCUUGUUCCGGAACAUGUGCGUCCAUUCCGGCGAGCUGCAGCUCAUUGAGCGGACCGCGGGCCUGAGGACAUAG
Molecule: messenger RNA, 3738 nt
Organism: Hirsutella rhossiliensis
Lineage: Eukaryota; Fungi; Ascomycota; Sordariomycetes; Hypocreales; Ophiocordycipitaceae
Product: ABC transporter domain-containing protein
Exons: 4
Coding region: 1-3738 (1245 amino acids)
Biological process (GO): transmembrane transport
Cellular component (GO): fungal-type vacuole; fungal-type vacuole membrane
Molecular function (GO): ATP hydrolysis activity; ATP binding; ABC-type peptide transporter activity
Source: RefSeq, a predicted model, not a curated record